AAAACCAUCUUCAAUGUUUCUGUCUUAGGACAUCGGUUGUUUAUAAUACUAGUAUAUUGACAAUAAUCUUUUCACUGUAUGAAAGCUCAAUCGAUGUUAAUUCACUUUUUGCAAUUCCAUCUCCAGCAGGCUACGUUCUUAUCUCAGCAAAUAAACGGACUCAAGUUUGGUUGAAAUUAUCUUAAAUAAAAAAAUGUGUAUCAAUCUAUGCAUUUAUAUGGUGGCCCGCUUAAUUAAUGGAUAAAGAUUGGACAUUUUUUUAUUUUCGAUAAGCAUUUUGCCAAUGGAUUAAGCGAUAAAAUUUUAAUACAAACAGGACAGAAGAGAGGAUAUUUGCUUAACCCAUUUCAAGUAAAGUGAACAAUGUUAUAAUAUGGGAAUUUCGUUUUAAUGAACAACAAAAAUAGAUAUUUGGUACUCAUCGCCUUAUUCACGAAAUGGAGCGUAAAAUAAGACAUUAGGGUAAAUAACGCAUAAGGUAGUUCGGGUAACGAAGGGAGAUAUAAUAUAUAGACAAAUUGGAGAAUGAUAUACCAACGUGAAUUAUCACUUAAUUUAAUCAUAUUGAUAUCAGGAACAAAAUAAGAAAACAUUUAAGCAAUAAGGUAUUGAUCAGCACGGGAAAUGCAGUGAUGCAUGAUUAAAUGAUGCACGAGAACAUGACACAUACAGGACACAUGCCUCCUGGAGGGAUAACACAUGGUCAUAUGGCGCACGGAAACAUGGAAAGCGGUCACAUGACUCAUCGAGGGAUAACACAUAAACACAUGACGCAUGAGAACAUGGAAAGCGGCCACAUGACAAAUGGAGUGAUAAAACAUGGACAAGUGGCGCACGGGAACAUGGUUUUUAGCGCUUCAUACCAGAGCGAUUUCAUCUUAAAAGAUGUAAAGAUUUCCACUGUUGGCGGUAUAGUAGGAGCUAUGUUAGUCGUGAUUCUACUGGCAACCUUUCUCGAGGGAUUCAAACAUUGGCUUUACAUUCGACAGAGAAAUGGACCAGACCACACUCAAGUUAAAGGGAAAUCAAGACAAUUCACUUCCUUUUGGAACAACAUUGCUCGUAUUACUGCUUCACUACAAAAGAUGUUAACGGUGACCGUCGGGUAUCUUUUAAUGCUGUGUGUCAUGACAAUGAACGUGUGGAUGCUGGUUUCUGCCGUACUUGGCGCUGGAAUAGGCUACUUACUCCUACGUCCUGCUGUAAGUGCAUGCUUUGCCAUGAGAAGGACCAAGCAUGAAAGCAAUGAAAUAGGGAAACGUGAGGAAAUGAGCUUGGUGAAACAUUGAAAGGACACAGAUGUAAAAUACAUUGACAAAGAUUGCAUUUUCUUUCAUGCUUUACGAUGAAAUAUGGGGUUUUAACAGUGAAAUAACAACAGUGAAAAUAUCAAUUUGAUAUUUUCACUGCAAAAUAAGGAGUGAAAAUAUCAACUUUCAGAACUACUUUUAAAUUCCUUUGUUGUUACAUGUACCUGCCUUGAUCAAAACAGAACACUGGACUUCAGUAAAUUAUGUAAAAAAAUGUUAAAAAAGAAAUAAAGAAAUGUUU
Messenger RNA from Mya arenaria, 1551 nucleotides. RefSeq lists its product as uncharacterized. The transcript is spliced from 4 exons. Bases 645 to 1289 code for a protein of 214 amino acids. Gene Ontology annotation, molecular function: copper ion transmembrane transporter activity. NCBI's taxonomy places the organism in Eukaryota, Metazoa, Mollusca, Bivalvia, Myida, Myidae. Gene Ontology annotation, cellular component: membrane. Gene Ontology annotation, biological process: copper ion transmembrane transport. The record is from RefSeq and is a predicted model, not a curated record.